Molecule: messenger RNA, 150 nt
Organism: Funneliformis caledonium
Lineage: Eukaryota; Fungi; Glomeromycota; Glomeromycetes; Glomerales; Glomeraceae
Source: the annotation of a GenBank genome assembly
AAAAAAAGUAAAAAAACUGAAUUAAUUCAUAUUGAUAAUGAAGAAAAUCAAAGUAAUGAAGAAGAAGAUGAUAGUCAUGAUAUUGAUACAGAUGAUAUAAAUGAAUAUGAAAAACAAGAAAUAGAUUAUGAUAAUAAAUAUGAUUCAUAG